Molecule: messenger RNA, 1824 nt
Organism: Trichoderma gamsii
Lineage: Eukaryota; Fungi; Ascomycota; Sordariomycetes; Hypocreales; Hypocreaceae
Exons: 3
Coding region: 1-1824 (607 amino acids)
Molecular function (GO): oxidoreductase activity, acting on the CH-CH group of donors
Source: RefSeq, a predicted model, not a curated record
AUGGAGUCCUCUGGCGCAGACAAGGGUUUCUUUCAACACCCUCCAGCCCUACCAAACCAGUUUUACGAUGAUGUAACCUUCCAGCGCUGCUUCAAACUCUUUUUGCCAACCGAUUUGAGAGAUGAGAUUGAGCCAGAGGUUGCAAAACUCGGCCAGGAAGUCUUGACCGACAGGAUAUUCGCCUGGAUCUCAGAUGCGGAGCGUAACAAGCCUUACUUGCGGGGCUCCGGCCGAUCUGCAUUUGGAAAAUGGAAAGGAGAGCUCGUCAUGACCGAAGGAUGGCGCAAGCUACAGGAAUUUGGUUUCGCAAAGGGGCAAGUCAUCACGAUGCAGGAUGGCGCCGCUCGAAUGCUCCAGUUGCAUCUGACCACUCCAAGUCUAUCGUCCAAGCUGUCGGAGACAGAGAAGAGAGUUUACGAAAGCGCAUUUCAGCAUCUGAUCUCGCGAGAUCCCAAGCGCACUUGGACCAGCGGCCAAUGGAUGACUGAGCGGCGUGGAGGAAGCGACGUGUCUUUGUCCGAGACGACGGCGGUUUAUCGUCCAAAUGAAACGAAUGCGCUGGCCUCCAAAGAGGAUGAUAUCCCUCUUGGUCCAUGGAGCAUCAACGGAUUUAAGUGGUUCUCCUCUGCUACUGAUUCCAACAUGACGAUUCUUCUUGCGCGCACUCCGGCUGGUAAACUCUCGACUUUUAUCGCGCCGCUUCGAAAACACGAUCCUUCGGCUCUAAACGAGUCCGGAAACCCUGAUCCAAGCGGCCAGUGCCUCAACGGAGUGCGUAUUCAACGUCUCAAGAACAAGCUCGGGACUCAGUCUCUGCCCACAGCAGAGCUCGUGCUGGAAGACAUGCGUGGAUGGCUCAUUGGAGAUGAGAACCGUGGCAUUCAAGAGAUCUCCGUGCUGCUAAACUUGACUCGCAUCCACACAACCAGUCAAGCUGUCGGAUACGCAGGCCGCGGUCUAGCAGUUGCUCGAGCGUUUGCACGAGUGAGAGAAGUUGGCGCUGGAAGAGGCGCUAGAAUGAGACUAACCGACAGUUCGCUGCACAUGAAGACGCUGGCCCGGAUGACUGCAGAGUACAGGCGGCUGAUGCUGCUUCACAUGUUCACCGUCUAUAUCCUGGGGCUCUCUGAGCAUCCGACGGAAAAAGAUGCGGAUAAGGGAUCAGCAUCAGCAUCAGCGCUACAGGCAUUAACUCCCGCACUAAGGGAUGUAGCGCCGCUAUUAAGAGUCCUUACGCCGGUGACCAAAGCAUAUGUUUGCAAUUCAGCUCUGACUCUGCUCUUCUCUUGUAUGGAGUCGAUUGGCGGUGUUGGCUAUCUCUUAAAUGAAGAGUCAGAGUAUCUCAACAUUGCGCGGCUGUACAGAGACUGUGGCGUACUGCCGAUCUGGGAGGGCACAACAGAUGUGCUGAGCACCGACUUCAUCAGAGCACUAAAACGCCCCGAAACUGGAGUGCAAUCAAUAGAUGCACUGGACAAUUUCAUCAGGCAGGCGUUUGCGUUCCGUGGAGAUGCCGCGGCUUAUCGAGACGUAGUGCAAAAGUGGGACAAGGUGAAAACUCGUGUCACUAAAGAGUCACAAGCCGAUCUCGUUGGAAAAGCGAGGGACCUGAUGUGGUCUGUGGCGGAAGUCUUGAUGGCGGCCUUGCUGCAUGCUGAUGCAAACAAUAGCGGCGGUGCAGCCGAGCGAGAGAUACUCCAGCGUUACCUGGAAGAUAAAUUCUCGGCACCAGAGCGGGUUAGCGUGACGACGAGGGAGGAGCUGGUAAGGGAUUUCUCGAUUGUCUAUGGAGAGGAGCAUGUGAAGACGACUUCCCAUCUGUGA